GAAUAAUAUAAUAAAGAGUUAGUUUACUAAUGUUCUCUACUAAGGAGCAAUUAAUAAAACGCACUGGAAAAAAUCCCAUCGGUCGUUAUGAUUUUUUGAAACUUCUCGCUACGGAAUUUAAGACUACUAAAUCUAAAGAAUUUUUUGUCAUAGAAGCGAAAGAGCAGGUAUUAGCGAACCUUGCCAAUUUCUCGUAUGAUCCUAUUAAUUACGGAUAUAUAAGGCAACUUCAAAUAAUUGAUUUGUUUCUUCAUACUUUGUCGGAAGAUAAUGUUAAAUUGGUACGUUUCGCAGCGGGAGGUAUUUGUAAUCUAUCCACUGAUCCAAUAAACAAGUUGUACAUUUUACGUAAUCACGGCAUUAAAUUAUUGACAUCUUUGCUUUGUUCGCAAGACGAAGAUAUCAUACUUUCAACAAUUACUAGUUUGAUAUUUUUAAGUGUACACGAAUACAAGGAUCAAAUAACAAUUGAAACAUUUGAGAAAAUCACUGAUCUUGCGAAACACGAAAGUAAUCGCAUACAAAAUUUAGCAACAGUAUUUUUGAAUGACUAUAACAAAGCAAAAGCUGAAAUCGAAAGUACAGAAAAUAUAUAAAUUAAUAUCCCAGAAUAUUGUACAGUAACAUUUACAUUAAAAGUAAAAUGAAGCUGACAAAGACAUUUUUUGAAUUUUUAAAGAAAUAUUGUACAGGAGUUUCUGACUUGAUGAACAAAUCAACUGUUUUAAG
Messenger RNA from Hylaeus volcanicus, 729 nucleotides. Its product is annotated as armadillo repeat-containing protein 7. Lineage: Eukaryota; Metazoa; Arthropoda; Insecta; Hymenoptera; Colletidae. The record is from RefSeq and is a predicted model, not a curated record. The transcript is spliced from 3 exons. Bases 30 to 596 code for a protein of 188 amino acids.